GCUUUGAGGAAGAGACUAUUGUGCUGUGCUGUGCUCCAGUUCUGGAACAGUAGAGAGCUGUGGAGAUUCCUGUGUUUCCACACAUGUCCUACUGAUGUGAAAUAGGAGAAAGAGCCACGGACGAGGUUCUUCGUUGGCAUUCCUUCUCUGUCAGCUACAAGGGUACUCUAAUAAGCUGCGCAUUGCUGGAGGCUGGCGUCGCUACAGGUGAAUGAGUCGUAAAUUAGUGGCCUUGUCAAUUGGAAUGCCUGCUCAAAUACCGAGGAGACCAGAGAUAAUGAGUGAAGAUCAGUUAAUGAAGGAAGUCUUGGAUAAGUUUGUCAACUGUCAUGAGCAAACCUAUGAAGAAUUUCUGAGCACUUUUACUCAUCUUUCAAAAGAGGAUAAUGUAGCCAAAGGGGGAGCACAUGGAAUGGAUUUAUCAGAAAAUACACUUACUGCUGAGAAAUGGAAUCACAAAAUUGAAUCGAAUGGUCAUCAUUUUAGAAAUAGAACCAUCUUUCUUCAUGAUUCCUCCGAAUGCUCAGAAGAGGACCAGAUAGUGAUCGAUGAAGGCCAGAAAGUUGGCAGUUCCUUUCAAGGUGAUAUGACCCGGGCAGGAAAGGUGAAGGUAGACAACUUCAUAGACUUAGAAGAUGUGGACACGGAGGAAGAGAGUAAGCCCCAGAUGAACAAGGAUUGGAUGCUACUUCCGGGUGAGGUGGAACAGUCUAUAAGCACCAGUGUUCCUGCUUAUGUCCCUUCUGUGGAUCUGCCACUCAUCUCUGAGGGGAAGCCAAAGCCCUCUGUGGGAAGAACUCAGAAGCAAACUGAAGAGAUACUUGGAGAUGAAGUUCAGCCAUUCUUUCUUGAUGAAGACUUUGAUUAUGACAAUGUGACUCUCACUCCGAAGUUUACUGCUGGAGAGAUAGCAACCAUCCAAGAGCUGGCCAAGCAAAAGAGAGCGGAUACCGGUACUGACGUGUGCGAACUGCAUGACUGAGUCACCAGACGUCUCUGUGUCUAUUUUUAUUUUGUUCAUAGUCAAACAACAUUAGAAUAAAGCAUAUCCCAACUGAUUCUCUUUGUGGAAA
Rattus rattus (black rat) is the source of this 1073-nucleotide messenger RNA. It is a transcript of the gene Iftap, whose product is annotated as intraflagellar transport associated protein. Bases 212 to 982 code for a protein of 256 amino acids. The record is from RefSeq and is a predicted model, not a curated record. Gene Ontology annotation, cellular component: cytosol; 9+0 non-motile cilium. NCBI's taxonomy places the organism in Eukaryota, Metazoa, Chordata, Mammalia, Rodentia, Muridae. The transcript is spliced from 7 exons. Gene Ontology annotation, biological process: spermatogenesis; acrosome reaction. Gene Ontology annotation, molecular function: intraciliary transport particle A binding.